Molecule: messenger RNA, 513 nt
Organism: Penicillium crustosum
Lineage: Eukaryota; Fungi; Ascomycota; Eurotiomycetes; Eurotiales; Aspergillaceae
Product: mitochondrial 37S ribosomal protein uS8m
Exons: 1
Coding region: 1-513 (170 amino acids)
Biological process (GO): translation
Cellular component (GO): ribosome; mitochondrion
Molecular function (GO): structural constituent of ribosome
Source: RefSeq, a predicted model, not a curated record
AUGUCUCUCGUCAACCUUUCCGCCGUCUGCGCCCACUUGAACAAUGCUACCAAGGCCCGUCUCGCCCUCACCUCUAUCCCUAACAGCAACCUCCACCUGAAGCUCUCCCUUGCUCUCCAAAACUCUGGCUACAUCUCCUCCGUGGCCCGCGGAGGUCCGACUCCUCCUCCAGCCCAUGGCAUCCUCGGUUACCCUGCAGUCAACGAUGAAGCCGAAGGCAUUGAGCCAAUAACGCGCGAUAACGUCGCAUCAAGGCGGCUGUGGCUGGGUCUGAAGUACUGGCAAAACGAGUCAGUCCUCGGCAAGAUCAAGAUGGUCAGCAAGCCCACCCGACGGGUCAACAUUGAUGUGGAAGGUCUACGCCGAGUUGUGCGUGGUGAGGAAUCCGGGUUUGUGGCCGGAAUUCGGUCGCCGGGUGAGAGUCUGUACCUCUCUACAGACCAAGGGAUUCUAGAAGCUCGCGAGUGUGUUGAGAAAAAGCUUGGUGGGCUGGUUUUGUGCCGUGUGCUAUAA